AUGGCGGCAAAGGCUCGGGUCAGCGACUGGGAACCUUCGGCCAUCGCUGCUGUUGCCAACAUUAACACCAACGCCGUCCCCACUUUGGACCAACCCCUGGAUAGCGCCAACUCGCUCAGCUGCAGCGAAGAUUCAAGCCUGCCCAGCCCGGCCAUCCCCACCCUCACGCUUGACCUCACCGCUACCCACCCCACCGCUAAAAUGGUUUCUCGUCCUUUUCCCGUGUUGAAGAUGACCACCUCUGGCACCAGCAGCGCCAGCAGCUCGACGGCCUCACGUUCCCCCACCAGUUCGGCUCGCCCUUCCUUGGUGGCCAUGCGUCGCGGCAAGCGUCAUCUCCCCAAGCUCAACCUGGCUUCCAUCUCCAACGCCAUGGGCAGCGGCGACGAGGACAACUUGUCGCCCGAUUUUAUUGGUGACAGCGAUCGUGUGAUCUCUCGCACGCGCAGCGCCAGUGCCCCCCUCCCCUAUGAGUACAGUCUUGCCAGCGGUCCUUUUAGUCCCGAGAGCCUGCCCUCUCCUUCCUGCCCCACUUCUCCCCACAACUUUGAGAGCAUCACCUGCCUCGAUGCACGCCACACGUUGAUGCACUCGGAAGCCCUUCGCAGCACCGAGGACCUGCAGGAGGAGGAAGACCUUCGCGAGGUCAACUGGACCCAAACCUCGCUCGAUCUCAUGUUUGACACGGCUGUGGAACAUGGCUCUGAUGUUGCUGCCAACCUCUUUGAUCCAGCCCUCAAUCCCGUCCAGCAGGGCUCGGUCCUCAAUUCCCUCGUCUGA
Messenger RNA from Monosiga brevicollis MX1, 780 nucleotides. RefSeq lists its product as uncharacterized. Bases 1 to 780 code for a protein of 259 amino acids. NCBI's taxonomy places the organism in Eukaryota, Choanoflagellata, Craspedida, Salpingoecidae. The record is from RefSeq and is a predicted model, not a curated record. The transcript has a single exon.